Molecule: messenger RNA, 4005 nt
Organism: Erpetoichthys calabaricus (reedfish)
Lineage: Eukaryota; Metazoa; Chordata; Cladistia; Polypteriformes; Polypteridae
Product: intercellular adhesion molecule 1-like
Exons: 14
Coding region: 32-2605 (857 amino acids)
Cellular component (GO): interstitial matrix
Source: RefSeq, a predicted model, not a curated record
CAGGGUUGCACAUGAACAUCAUGCUAACGUAAUGAAGCUCGUUUUCAGACAUGGGACGAUGCCUUCACUCCCUCUGGUGUUUCUAGCUGUGAUACUUCAUUCUGCAAAUGAGUCCAAAGGUCAAGAGCUGUUCGUUUGCAGAUCCCCAGCAAUCGCAGACAUCGUCAUUCUUCUGGAUGAAUCCUCGAGUGUCGGCGUGAUUAAUUUUCGGGUUGUUCGUUCCUUCCUGGAAUUGUUCAUCACUGCCUUCUUGGUGGGCUCUGAUAAAACUAGAGUGGGUCUCGUUCAGUAUGGCACUAAACCCAGAAUCGCAUGGCAUCUCAACGCACUGAGCACCAAAGAGGCUGUCAUAAGUGCAAUUCGGGAAUUAAAGUAUAAAGGAGGAAACACACGUACAGGUCUGGCAUUAACUUACAUUUUGGAAAAAUGCUUCACGGUAGAAUCCGGCGCUCGGCCGGCCGUACCCAAGGUUGGCAUCUUCAUUACGGAUGGCGUGUCUGAAGAUGAUGUCCUUCUACCAGCAAGACGUCUUCGAGACGCAGGAGUUGAAAUGUUUGCUAUUGGUGUGAAAAAUGCAGAUGAAAAUGAACUAAAUGUGAUCGCCUCUGACCCUCCCCAGUCCCACGUGUACAACAUACCUGAUUUUAAAAUGCUGAGCACCAUUGUGGAAAGCCUGACAAGAACUGUGUGUGACCGAGUUGAGCAACAGGACCGGACCAUUCAAGGUUCUUCAGUGACGAGUCCCAGCACCGCACAGAGUAUAUCUACAAAUGACACCACCACGAUGAUGACAGAGUCCACAGCAGUGACUACCGGCACCGAAAAGCACUCAUCUGAAUCUGAAGCCAGCACCAUGCUGAGUACGCAGUCGAGUGUGAUGGUUACAACUGGUUUUUCCACCACCACCCAAGGUUCUACAAUUGCAUUUGAAGCCGACAGAGUGACGAUGGCUGAGCUCCUGAAGGAUUCCAACACAUCCAAAGGACAACAGGACACCUGUGAUGUAGAAUUCUCUCCUGCACGUGUCAUUGUGAGAUAUGGGGACCCGGUGACUGUGACCUGCCUCACUAACCGCACGGAUUUCAGAGCCACGGGCUGGGAGGCCUCAGUCGGAUCUGUGAAACAGGAGAACAGCAGCUCGGCCGUGUGGAACGUGAGCAGCCUGACGGUGUGGGACGCGGAGCCCAAGUGCUUUAUAAACUUAAGGGCACCUCCUCGCCAGUGCAAUAAACAACUAAACCUCAUAAUUUACAAGCUUCCAGAAAACAUCUCCAUCGAUGGUCCUGAGGUGAUAGAGAAAGGAAAGAAAUUUAACAUCACAUGUGAGGUCAAAGAUGUGGCUCCCAUUAAUAACGUCUGGGUGAAGCUCUGUCGAGAUGGUGUCACGAUUAAACAGAAACGCCUGGGUCAAAGCAACGAGAAAACGCCUGAAAGUGGAAAUGUGACCUUCACCGUGUCUGCAGACAGGAAGGACCAAGGGUGGAAUUACACGUGUGUGGUGAAAAUUGAUUUUUCUUCUGACAGAAUUGAACGCUUCAACUCUUCAAGCCUGCUAAAAGUCACUCCAUAUGCUUUUGACGGAGAACUUGAGAUUCAUCUUGUAAACAACACGGAGUAUAUUGAAGUCGGUGAAAGCUUUAUUGUGACCUGUGUUCUUCGUAAUUCCUUCCCAAUUGCGGACAUUCACAUUCGGAUGUACUUCAACGGCCGUGAGUACGAUGUAAAGUUACAGAGAACACUUGAGGAGGUCUCAGCCACAGCCACGCUGGUUCAGCCCCCAAGCCUCAAUGAGUUGAUUGCCUGCACAGCCAACAUGAAGUCUUUGAGCAAAUACACUCAGAGAAGUGUUGUGGGAUACAAAUUGCCAAAGCCAGUCAUCAAAAUGCCAAACUAUGCACAUGUGGGUGAACCUGUGAUGGUCAAAUGUGAAGUGAAUGAUUCUGACACAGCUGAUGUUGUCCUACGUAUGCUUAUCCCAAAACUCAACAUUAAUGAGACAAAAGCAGCUGGCGUCCCCUUUGAGAAGACAUUCAAUGCAACAAAAUCACACAACAACAUGGAGAUCACCUGCGUAACGGAACUGGGAACUACUGCUGUCAAGAAAGACAAGAGGAUGAGCCUCACUGUUUUCUAUGAGCCGAGUGUUUCUCUCAACAAUUCUGCAAGCAUAAUGCAGAUUUCCCAUGGUGGUGACAUUAGCAUCCACUGCAUUGCUGAUGGAAGUCCAGCUCCAGAGGUGACUUGGAACUAUAAAAAAGAACCCAACGUGCAGAUAGUCAGCGCCACCAUCCUAAAUAUUAAAACAGCAACGUCAAUGAAUAAUGGAGUAUAUGAAUGCCAGGCUAAUAACAAACAUGGAAAUGCAACAAAAAGAUUCACCCUUGAAGUCACAAGUACAAGCUAUUGGCUCAUCUUGGUCAUCGUAUGUGCCAUUCUUCCAAUAAUCUUAAUUGUUCUUGCAAUCUACUGCAUAUAUAAAAGGAAACAGAAGAGGGGCAGCUACAAUGUGCGCCCAGACGGGACUGUGAUCCCAAACGGUAGGCUGGAAGAAAUCCCCUUAGCACUGGAACAGAAGCAAUCCCUGCAAAAUGGUGAGCUGUCAUAAAGAGACUUGCAGUGACCGACAAGACAGACGUCAACUCGGACACCAGAAGUCGAAAUUCCUCUUCAGCCCCAGCAACUCUUCUAUACUCAGUAGUCAGACUUAAUUGUGCUAAAUUCUCAAACUGUGCAAAGGACCGUGUUGCAGUCUCCCCAAACCCGUCUGUCACAGUAAUCCCACUCCAGUUCUUCUCCAAAAAAAUGGGAAGAACAACCAAAAAAAAGAGGGACAGGGAGCCCACUGCUGUACUCUUGGACAAAAUAAAGAGCUGGGCUUGUAGCUGCCUGGCACCUUACUGUUCAUUUUAAGAGAUCUUCAGUCACUGUUGGCUGCUGGCCGUUAUCAGCAUUUCAGCUUGUGUGGGGGGCACUCAUGAAUCUAAAUUUAAAGACGUGCACUGCUGUGCCCCACAGUCGAGCCAGGAGGAGGUGGGCACAGUCUGAUCUAGUAGUGUGCCCCCUGUGUGCAGAUCUCCUCCACCUUGAGCAGUGUGUGAGCCUUCUGCUCACUGUUUGGACGUAGAAGAGACUUCCUUCCAUUUUUGUCAUUCCAGGCUCAAGGAUCUGAUACAAGGUACCGGAAUGGGGGUCCAGGUGACCUAAGUGUCCUGUGUUUCUUUUUUGUUGGCCUAAUGAUUUUGAUGCAUUGUUCACCCUCUUCCAUUUUUUUAUUGUAAGGAGAACUGUUUUAUGCCAUAAAUGGUAAUUGUUACAUUUUAAUUAAAAUAAAAAAUACUGCUGCUUUAUUCUUGAAUCCCAGAAUACCCUCAAAAAUGAGGUUUUUGAAUAAUGAUGGCAAAGUGUCAACUGUAAAUUACUAUUUCUUUAUCCAAACAAGUCAGUCAGUCAUCACCCAACCCGCUAUAUCCUAACACAGGGGUCUGCUGGAGCCAAUCCCAGCCAGCACAAGGCACAAGGCAGGAAUAAACCCCGGGCAGGGCGCCAACACACACACACCAGGGACAAUUUAGGAUCGCCAGUGCACCUGACCUGCAUGUCUUUGGACUGUGGGAGGAAACCCACGCAGGGAGGACCCGGGAAGCGAACCCAAGUCUCCUUACUGUGAGACAGCAGCGCUACCCACUGCGCCACCGUGCCCGCCCUCCAAACAAGUACAGAUAGCAAUUGUUAAUACACAAGUGAGAAGGAAAAAACUGAAAAUGCAUAGCUGGGCAGCGGAGACUCUGAAGGUGGAGCAGAUGGCGGUUACGCUGGCAUCAAAAAAAAAAACAGUUAAAUGUUGGGUUACUUUGAAGACAGAACAAUAGAGAAUGGCGUUUGGUUUUAUGAUAAACUGUCAUGAUGUCUCUUUUUAAAACUGAGGUUCAGGAUGAAUCAGGUGACUCUCAUGCUGAUGUUAAAAACCUUUUUAAAAGCUUUAAUUAGUAACUUGCAGAAGAACAA